Molecule: messenger RNA, 2922 nt
Organism: Penicillium paradoxum
Lineage: Eukaryota; Fungi; Ascomycota; Eurotiomycetes; Eurotiales; Aspergillaceae
Product: putative vacuolar morphogenesis protein AvaB
Exons: 5
Coding region: 1-2922 (973 amino acids)
Biological process (GO): autophagy; intracellular protein transport; vesicle-mediated transport
Cellular component (GO): fungal-type vacuole membrane; cytoplasm
Source: RefSeq, a predicted model, not a curated record
AUGCGGAGAGCCCAAGCAACAGCGUUCCUCGAUCCUCCAGCGGAAAGAAUUGAAGACAACUCGCCCAUGUUAUCAGCAUUUACUGCGCGGCCGCUCGUGGAGCUGAAGCCGCGUGACAAGUCGCGAAUCGACUCAGUUCUAGCCUAUGGCGAUCGCCUCCUCGCCGGCCUGAACAAUGGCAACCUCCGCAUUUACCGCGUCACCGACGAGGGCAAGACGGAGCUUCUCCGCGAACUGGAGAAAUUCUCCCGAUACAAGAUUGAGCAGCUCGCAUUAAUUAAGGAAGCUAAUGUGUUGGUUUCUCUUGCUGGCGGCUAUGUUUCGCUACAUGAUGCCCAGUCUUACGAACUGGUUGAACAGCUCGCUCAAACAAAGGGCGCUUCCGCCUUUGCCAUUACGUCAAAUGUCGUUAAUGAUCCCGAUACAAAUGUGCCAGCAAUUUUGUCUCGUCUGGCUGUGGCCGUUAAGCGGAAGAUCCUCAUGUGGGCAUGGCGUGAUAUGGAGCUGGAAAGGGAUACUGCUGAGUUGAGCUUGGUCAGUGGGGUCAAGACUCUCACCUGGGUUGCUGCUACUCGGCUAGUAGUUGGGCUGAGCUCGAGCUUUGUCAUGGUUAAUAUUGAGAGCGGACAGUUCGUGGACCUGGCUGGGCCAGGAAGCAUCGAGGAAUCGGGCCGCUUCACGAGUGUCGGCGCUGCGAGCAUGAGCUAUAUUGGUAUGGGGGGUAUGGUCCCGCGGCCGCUUGCGACGAGACUCCGUGAAGGUCAGAUUCUUUUGGCUAAGGAUAUCCACACGAAUUUCAUUGAUGUCGAUGGUCAGCCUCUCGGUCGGAAGCAGGUUCCUUGGAGUCAUGCGCCGGUGGAGCUUGGGUACUCGUACCCGUUUCUGCUGGCUUUGCACGACUCAUCCAAGGGUGUUCUGGAAGUACGGAACCCAGAGACCUUAUCACUAUUGCAAUCUAUUCCGCUACAGUCGGCCAGUAUACUGCACAUCCCGCAACCCAAUAUCAGUCUUGCUCAUGCCGGGAAAGGAUUCCUUGUAGCAAGUGAUCGCACCAUCUGGCGCAUGGAAGCCCUGAGCUAUGACACCCAAAUCGAUGCUUUGAUUGAAGGGGGCUAUCUGGAUGAGGCCAUCAGCUUGCUUGGGAUGCUGGAGGAUGCUCUUCUACGGGACAAGCCUGGCCGAUUGCGUGCGACAAGAUUGGAAAAGGCGCAGAGUUUGUUUGCUAUGAACAGGUAUCGGGAUUCCUUGGAUCUUUUUACUGAAGUCUCUGCACCUCCCGAGAGUGUCAUUCGCCUUUAUCCUCGGUUGAUUGCGGGCGAUCUCUCUACGGUCCCAGAACAUGAAAUUCUGAAUGGAAAGGCGAAUGGGUCUCAGAGUGAUGGUUCGUCCGAGGAUGUUGCAGCCGGGCAAGCAUCCACACAUGCGGCCUCUAGCAGGUCUUCUGUGCGAAAGCCUGACGAAGGAAGCGAGGCUAGUAGUAUCCUUGGGGAUGAGAAGGGACUUCGAAUUGCCGUCCGCGAGCUACAGGGAUACCUGGCAGAUGUUCGCCGGCGCUUUCAACGCUUCCUUAACCCCGACGGGUCUCUCAAAGCUUCUGCACCAGUCGGCGCCACAGACGAGGCAAGCGAUUCCGUUCUCAAGCUGCUGGAUUUCCCAUCUGCCGACGAGUUUGCCACACAAAUUCGCGCCAAGGCACGGUUGGUUGACACCACAUUGUUCCGUGCACACAUGUUUGCCACUCCAUCGCUAGCUGGGUCUCUUUUCCGCAUUGCCAACUUCUGUGACCCAGAAGUGGUAAUGGAGAGACUGGAAGAAACUGGUAGAUACAACGAUCUCAUUGAUUUUCUCUAUGGCAAGAAAUUGCAUCGCCAAGCACUUGGAUUGCUACAGCGCUUUGGACAGACAGACAAUGGUCCUUUGAGUGGACCAACACGCACAGUCGCUUAUCUUCAAAACCUACCUCCAGAUCAAAUAGAUCUGGUGAUCGAGUUCGGAGAAUGGCCACUUCGUGCCAAUCACGAAUUGGGAAUGGAGAUUUUUGUGACCGACACAGAGAACGCCGAAACGCUACCCCGUCCGCGAGUCCUCUCAUUCCUGGAGAAAAUCGACAUUGCGCUCGCUAUUCAGUACCUUGAGCAUGUCAUUCAUGAAUGGAACGACAUGACUCCUGACAUACACCAGCAACUACUCAUCUUAUAUCUAGAUCAACUGACGUCCAACAACGAGCAAGGGGAAUGGAAAAACAAGUUCUUGACAAUGUUGAAAGAGAGCGAGCAGUACUCUCCAGCAAAGAUGUUAGAUCGGCUCGAUCGAGAGGAAGAUCCCAACUUUUUCGAAGCUCGGGCUAUUCUCUUUAGCAAAAUGGGCCAGCACCGGCAGGCACUCGAGAUCUACGUCUUCAAACUCGAGGACCACGGGAAAGCAGAAGAAUAUUGUAACCAGAUCCACCUCGCUGAAAAGGGCGAAGAAGAAGACACCAUUUAUCUCACCCUCCUUUCCCUCUAUCUCUCCCCACCCCACGGCUACGAGGCGCAGAAUGAUCCCGCGAUUGACUUGCUAGCCAAGCAUGGCUCGCGGCUCCCAGCUGAUGCCGCUUUGAAACUCAUACCAGACAAACAAGCUGUGGAGAAACUGGAAUUUUAUUUCAAGGGCCGCAUGCGUGCCGCAAACUCGGUUUUUAAUGAAGCACGCAUCGUGGCAAACCUCCGAAAAGCACGGGACAUGCAAAUCCAGGCCCAGCUCGCUCUUGGCGAGGGUGUUCGUGGUGGAGGCACGCGGGCUCGCUACAUCACAGUCACCGAGGAGCGGAUUUGUGGCGUCUGUCAUAAGCGGUUGGGCGGGAGUGUGAUCAAUGUUUUCCCCGAUAAUACUGUAGUUCAUCUAGGGUGUGCAAAUCGAAUACCGAGUAUUCGAGCUGGGUAG